Messenger RNA from Paramecium pentaurelia, 2726 nucleotides. The record is from the annotation of a GenBank genome assembly. Lineage: Eukaryota; Ciliophora; Oligohymenophorea; Peniculida; Parameciidae.
AUGAGACUUAAUACUCAAUUACCUCCAAAGCAUAAUUUUAAUGCAUCAUUUAAUUAUGAUUGGGAUCUAAUGAAUAAGAAAAGAGAAAUUGAAAUGCUUAGACCUAGAGAAAUUUGUCCAAAACGCAAUCACUCAUUUCAUACUAGUUCAAAUGAUUGUGAUAAAUCCAUACAUAAUCGUUCUUUUGAAAAAUCAAUGUAGGAAACAGAAAAGGUUAGUUCAAGAAUGCAAAAUGAAUUUGGCUAAUUGAAGACUCUCAUUUAGAAAAGACGUGAUGAGAUUGAAAAAUAAUAAAGACAAUAGGAUCUUAAACUUUCAAUAUCAAUUCCUUAAUAAACAAUAAAGGAAGAUAUUAGAAAAUAAAAGGAAGAAACACCUUAAUUCAAUUACUAUUAAACUUUUAAACCCAUAUUUGCAUAAUUAAAUUCAUUAAUUGAAAAUUCCAAUACUAAAGAAUUAGAUAAAUAAAGAUUAGUUACUUUAUUUGAUUCAAUUGAUUAAGAAUCCAUUAAGAAGAGUAAUGAACCAGAAUCAAUGUUUUAAUUGGUUGAAUAAUUAGUUAAAGAAUUUGUAAUUCCAACUUUAGAAUAAUAAACUCCAACUCAAUAAAAUUCAAAACGAAGUUAUAUGUAGACAUAAUCAUCAAAUUUUAUUAAACAAUUACCAUCUCAUUAAUAAAUACCUAAAUCAAUUGAGUAAUCUAUUAAUUAUAAAAAUGUAUUUGAAUUACCAUAUAAAAAUCCCCUUUAAUUUUAUUAAUAAAUAAAAAAUAAUGAAAGUGGAUAUUAUGAAUAUUGUAUAAAUGAUUAAAUUGUUACAGGAGAAUCAAUAAAUAACUUUAACAUUUCAAAAUUUUAAUCAUGUACAUUAAAAAAUUAAUAAUCAAAUGUAAAAGUGGAUUAUAGAUAAAUUAAAUAAUCCUUAAUUUAAUAAUAGAUUUAUAGUCUUGAUGAUUAAUUCACUCUUAUUCCAAUAACCCAUUUUAAUAGAAAAGUAAUUUAUGCUUUGAAUUAUCAAUCUUCAUAUUGUAAAUAGAUUUAAUAAUACAUCUAAUUGAAUAUUAGUAAUCUAUAAUAUAAAUUAGAAUUGGGUAUCAAUAAAAUCAAUAAGAUUGUAUUAUUAUAAUAAAGAAUGAAAAGAUUAAUGGUUAUUUUGAGAAUGAAAUAGUUUAUAAAUUAAUUAAGAAAAUUAAAAAGACUAAUUCAAUAAUUUGGAUUUAAAAGAUUGAAAUAAUAUUACUAUUCUAUAAGAAAUUCAAAGAAUAUAAAUAAUAAUAUUUGUAAAUUAAUUCUUUAAGCAGCCAAAUAAGUUAAAAAGAAUGAAAGGAAUUAUACAAUUUAAUUGUUUAUGAUAUUGUAAAAGUAUUAAAGUAGAUUGAAGAGUAAUGCAAUAAAGUAAUUAAUUGGAAAUGAUGAUUUAAUUAUAAUGUUAUAAGCAUUAUAAUCAGAAAAUUCAAUUGAAAUGUAUUUACAAUAAGUAGCUUAAUUAAUGGGUGAAAAAUUAGCAGUUUCCAUUUUAAAUAUUGAGAUAUUGUCAUUGACUUCUUAUUUACCUGAAUAUGGAUUAAUAUAAGAAUAUUUUGAAGAUAUUGAUGAUAUUUCAUAAUUCAAUACUCUUUAUUAAUUAACUUUAAACUUAAAUACAGAAUUAACAAAUAAUUUGAAUAUUGAAUUUGAGAAUAGACACAUUUGGAAAGUUAAUGAUGAAAUAUUUUUAAUAACUUCAUCUAAUAUGUAAACUCAAUAUUUGAGUAAGAUAGCUUUAAUUUUGACUAAUGGAAUUAAUAGUUUAAGAUAAAAAUAUUUAGAGUUUUUUAAAUUCAUAAGAUUGAGAACAGAAUAACAUUAAUAAAAAAUGAAAUCUAAGUUUUUUAAUAGAUGGAGAAAUAAAUAAGGUUUAUUUGUAGAUCAAUUAAGAAAUGAACUUGUUUGUUCUUAAUAAGAAUAAGAUUAAUAAUAAAGAUUAAUUUAUUAAUAUGAAUUAGAAUUAUAGAAUAUGUAAAUAUAAAAUGCAUUGAAAUCAAAAUGUUUAAGUAGUGCAAUGUUAGAAAAUACAUUAUCUAAAAGAGAGAAUUAAUUAUCAUUAAAAUAGACUUUCUUUAAAUUAUGGAGAAGUAGAAAUACAAAUAUAAGACAUCUUGAAUAGAGAGUAUAAACAGGAUUAUUUUUAUUAGAAUAAGCAAUUUGUAAAAUUGAGAAAUCAUAAUUGGAUAUAGCAUUUAGAGAAAUUGCAUUCUCAUACACUUAACCUACAGGUACUAUACCUACUAGUCCAAUAUUAAAGAAUACUAAAAGAAGUUAACAUACAAGAGAAUAGACACGUAGAAGUUAAGAAGAAUUAGAAUAAUCUGUUUUAUGGGAUGUACAUUAAAUGAAGAUUCACUCUCCAAAUGGACAUAAAGGAUAAUCAUUAUCUCCAAUUACUGCUCAUACAAUCAACCAAUCUUUUUUGAUAGAAAAUGAAUCUUUGUAUUAAUAUCACUCUUAAAGAUGGUAAUAUAUUAAAUCAUUAUAAAUAGUACUUAAUAACCAAAGAAAAAGGCAUAAUAACAAUAAUCUUCAAAUUUAGAUUAAGAAAAUGUGUAAUCAUAGAAUAAAAUCUAUUCUCAAAGGACCAAGGAUUUUGUUCGUAAAAUAGGUUAGCCAAAAUAGUAAUAAUAGAAUCAUAGGAGAAUUAAUUCAACAUAACCAGGAAGUUCUUUUUCAUUUUAUGAUUUAUAACAUUGA